ACAAAGCGCACUUCGUGCAUUCGCCCACGUAAAUUAGUUUUUCACUCAUUUGAAUUUUUAUUGAGCUUUGCGGAGCCGCAUUAGAAACCACAAAUCGUCAUUCUCGAUUUUUGCCCAACGCAAAUAUCCAAAAUCGCGAUUUGUGGUUUCAUAUGCGAACUCCAAAGGUUUAAUUGAAAUAAAUUUAGAUUUUUUCUUCUAAAUUUUCGCUUGCAAUAAAGUGACUCCGAGGAAUUUCUCAAAUUCAGUUUAAAGUGCGGUUACUUUGAAACACACAACUGGAACCACAGCCAAGGACGGGCAUUGAAUAAUUCGAAGUUGAGCAGCAGCCGCCUUUAAAAUAGCAUGGAUGUGAACGAAUACCGACGACGGGUUACAUUAAAUGGUGUGAAUGUAAAAUUGCUUAGGAGCAGCUAGGAAAAGAGUUUGCACACAAACCCCCAUUAACUACUUGUAAGUCCGCUCUGUGGGUGUUCAUAUAUAAAAAAUGCAUUUACUGCAUCAACAUUCGGAAGACACAGCUAGCGCAGCAGCAGAUCCCGUUAGUCCAAUUUUAUUCGCAUAUAAAUUUCAACUUAAUUUAAUUUGCCAAUCCUUCGGAAAAUGCAAUAAAAAUAACAAUAACAUAUGUACAGUGUGAAAACCAAUGGAAAUCAAAAUGUACGUGUGUGUGUGUGGGUGUUUGUGUCAGCUUUGCGUCUCAUGUAAAAUCAUUUGGACAUUUGCAUUCCAUAGUCUAAACUUUUCGUUUCGCUCGCACAUAAUCAGAUUUUCAGAAUUUCUUCUGACAUUUGGUUUGCCUUCUCCACUUUUCCACUUUCACCCAUCCCUUGUCGCUCGGUUCGGUUUUGCUUUGCAUUCUGUCUUGUUAGCCAGUUUAGCGAAAAGUACGUUUCAGCAUUUUUUGAUUUUUUCCGCUUUUAUCCCUUUCGCAGCAAUUCGCAUUGUCCAACAUUUAUUUUGAAAUACGACUGAAACCCCAUGAAUCAUUGCGAAAUUUAAACUCAAUGCAAAUAAGCUGACUCUUUACAACGUCAUAUGACUAAUGGAAUAAAGUGAAAGUAUCUCUUUUUUGUUUAAUCUUAAUUUUUUGAUUUGUUAAGCGCGCAUUACUAUGCAGUGCGAGCUCGUUUAUAAAGUCUUUAAAUGUUGUUGUGAAAUGCCAGCAUUAAACGUACCCCAUAAAUCUUCUUUGGAGUGCCACUUUUUAAGGUCCGAGCUCACAUAUAUUAUAAAAAAUUAAGCAAAGUAAUUGUAUUAGCAUAUACGAAAUAUGGCAUAUUUGAGAAAAAAUCGAAAAUUCUACAGUGUAGGUCCUUGUGAGUCAAAAGCUUAGAUAUUCAACAAAUUUGUGGCAGACUAUAAACGCUUUGUUGAUUUUGAAAGUUUUUUCGUUCAAUACUGAGAAGUGUACAUAUUUAAAUAUCACAAUAGACCUGCGUUCUCAGCUGUUCAAGUAGAAUCCGUUUUUGAACGCUAAACAUUUACUUAAAAGUAGAAGUUCGUGAGAUCCCUCUCUGCCGACCUAUUGAUUUAUUAAAUAAAUAUAAUGUUCAACUUUUAAAAAGUAGAUCGCACAAUCUCAGAGCAAUUUUAUGAAACUUGAGAGUCGAUGUCUGGGAAGCCAGCUUACUUAAAAUCAAAUUCGUCACAAAUAAUUGUCACAUGACUAAAAAAAUAAAGAUUUACUUUCUAAAGAUAAAAAUCAAGCGUAUGACAUUCUCAUUCGACUUACGUUCUAAUCAAACGUUAUUAACUUUGAUUUUAUAUAUUUUUUUAAAAACACCAAUUCGUUGUAUUCUUGUCAGGCAAAGAGAUGGUGGACUAUAUUGCCGAUUAUUUAGAAAACAUUCGUGAUCGUCGCGUGUUUCCCGAUGUCAAACCCGGUUACAUGCGCGGUCUGUUGCCCGAGUUUGCACCGGUCGAAGGUGAAAAUUGGGAUGCCAUAUUCGCCGAUGUGGAACGCGUCAUUAUGCCAGGCAUAACACAUUGGCAAAGUCCACACAUGCAUGCUUACUUUCCAGCGCUGAAUUCAUUUCCUUCACUUCUCGGCGAUAUGUUAGCCGAUGCGAUUAACUGUUUAGGUUUCACUUGGGCCAGUUCACCCGCUUGCACGGAACUCGAAGUGAUUGUGAUGAAUUGGUUGGGCAAAAUGAUUGGCUUGCCAGAUGAUUUCUUGCAUUUGCAUAAUAAAAGUCCAGGCGGUGGUGUCAUACAGACGACGGCAAGUGAAGCUACACUGGUGUGUCUGCUGGCGGGACGCACGCGAGCCAUACAACGCUUUCACGAACGUCAUCCCGGCUUUCAGGAUGCGGAAAUCAAUGCGCGACUAGUUGCCUAUUGUUCUGAUCAGGCACACUCAAGCGUGGAGAAGGCAGCGCUAAUAGGGCUUGUACGUAUGCGUUUCAUUGAGGCCGACGACAGCUUGGCGAUGCGUGGCAAGGCGUUGCGCGAGGCCAUCGAGGAUGAUAUUAAGCAAGGACUCGUGCCGUUUUGGGUUUGCGCCACGUUGGGUACCACAGGUUCCUGUUCCUUCGACAAUUUGGAAGAGAUUGGCAUAGUGUGUCGCGAUUUCAAUAUUUGGCUCCAUGUCGAUAGCGCUUACGCAGGUAGCGCUUUUAUUUGCCCUGAAUUCCGCACCUGGCUGCGUGGCAUUGAGAAAGCAGAUUCGAUUGCGUUCAAUCCAUCUAAGUGGCUCAUGGUGCAUUUUGACGCGACGGCAUUAUGGAUUAAGGACAGCACCGCCGUGCAUCGCACCUUCAAUGUGGAACCACUUUACUUACAGCAUGAAAACUCGGGUGUCUCCAUUGAUUACAUGCAUUGGCAGAUACCAUUAAGUAGACGCUUUCGCGCUUUGAAAGUUUUCUUCGUAUUGCGUUCGUUCGGCAUUAAAGGUCUGCAAAAGCACAUACGCGAAGGUGUACGAUUGGCGCAAAAGUUCGAAGCGCUUGUAUUGGCCGACCACCGUUUCGAGAUACCAGCUAAACGGCACUUGGGCAUGGUGGUGUUUCGCAUUAAAGGUGACAAUGAGAUUACCGAACGUCUCUUGAAGCGUCUCAAUCAUCGCGGUAAUCUGCAUUGUAUACCAUCCUCUUUGAAAGGCAAAUAUGUCAUACGGUUCACGGUGACCUCUACGAAUACAACUGUUGACGAUAUUGUUAAGGAUUGGAAUGAGAUAAGACGCGUGGCGUCCAUGAUACUUGAUGAAAUGAAUAUUACAAUAUCGAGUAGAAAUAAAGUUUACCUAAAAGAUACCAAGGAUAAAAGCGAAGCUUUCGGCUCCAGUCUAUUGCUCUCAAACUCACCACUCUCUCCCAAAAUCGUCAACGGUUCUUUUGCGGCAAUAUUUGACGCCGACGAAUUUUUGGCUAAAACCUAUGCUGGCGUACGUAUUGCUCACCAAGAAUCACCAUCGAUGCGGCGACGAGUGCGCGGUAUUCUUAUGUCUGGCAAGCAAUUCUCACUAGACUCCCAUAUGGAUGUGGUUGUGCAGAACUCUUUCGAUUCGGGUACAAAUAAUUCUAGCACCGAAGCAAAUGGCACUACAACACCAGUUAAAAAGAAUAAAAAUCCAAGCUCGAUAUGCGAAGAUAGUGAAGAGUCCGCGGAAGAUUAUCCAACGGUUAAACGUACCGCAACGCCGCCCGCCUUCUCCACGAUGAAGAUCGCGGCUGAAUAUCUGAGCCAAAAUUUGAUCUUUUCUACAAAGAACCUCGCAUCGCCACGUCGCAAAAGCACCGCCACGCAAACACCGCAACAUCACUACAAACCAUUGCAUGCCACCUUAGAUGAAGUCUCCGAUGAGACAUCCGAGGACUUGCUGUCGGAAAAAAGUGUACUGGAUAGCGCGAAUGUGCAGCUGGUGGCCGCAAAAUGCAAACUGCUCUUGGCAAACACACUACCAACACUUGCCACAACCUCCUCCACGGCGCCUGCCUCGCUGCGCACAACGCCAUCACCGCCUUUGUUAGUACCGCCUCAACAGCGCGCAGGCAAUAAUAAUUUCACACAGCAAAUGCAAGCGAUUAGUAACGCGGCAAGCGUUUCAACGCGCACGAUAAUUCGCGCCAAUACAAUGCAAGAGAUCUAUCAUGGUAAGCGUUACCUCGACACGGGCUUGGCUGUGGGUCCCUCUAACAAUUACUUCUCCAAUACUAUAAUCAAUGCAAACACGCCGAGCGGCGGCACCACACCGACUACACCAAGCGCCGAAACACCGGACGCUGAGUCGCAAUGGAGCGCGCUAUUUCACAGUUUCGAUACCGCGCCCGCACCUACAGUGCGCGGUGUGAGCUAUUUGAGCGGUCGUCUUCUCAAUAUGGAUAGCUUUUCGGCGCGCUCCACUUCAACGCUACCAAGUAUUGACGAAAGCGCUUCCGAAUGCAUGUCCAUCUCUUCGACGUCCACGCCUGCUGACACAUUCAGUAUGUCUGCGCAAUUGUUUUCGAAUCGGCACAAUGUAACACGAUUUUACAGCGCACCUAACGCGCGGCCGGGAGCGCAGGUGUUAGCGACACCAGCGACAAUGACAAGCACGUUGGCGUCGUUUUCGUUAAACGCAGCGACACUUUCCGAGGACGAGGCAGACGCGGAUGCGUGGCAAGUGGCGCGUUGUGGCAGUUCCGAGGACUAUUCCAUCACUUCAUCGGGUGCACAAUCGCGUUCUUCGUCGUUAGAUCUGGUUUGAUUUUGGCUGAAAGUGAGCUAAUGUGAUAGUUGAGGUGAGUAUGUAUACAUACAUACAGUGGUUGUUAGGGUUUUAGUUUAUGAUGAGCUGGGUCUCAGUUUGAGAUGAAAAUAUAGAAGCAAAGUAAUAUAUAAUAUAUAAUAUAACGGAAACUCUAAUGGUAUGGAACGAAUUUGGAAAACUAGACACUAAAGCUAAUGAAUUACAUGGAAUUUGCAAAUAUACAUACGUACUAUAUUCAAGAUUUACUAUAAAGAGAUAUGAAAAAAUUUUAAAUAAAAAGGUAUAAAAUGUUAGAUUAUUAGUAAAGCCUUAUAUUUUUUGUUUAUAUUUUAAUUACGUUGAUUUUAUACAUUUUACAAAAAUAUUUCUUUAAAUAAUUGCAAUUUAUUUAAAAAAAUAUUUUUAAAAAAUCUUUCAACAUAAAAAUUAUUUUGUUAAUUUUUUGUUUCCUUUUUAUUUAUAAUUUAUUUGCUAUUUCGGCAUAACUUGCAAGAAUGUUUUCAAAGUAGCAUUUUUUUUUAAAUUUUUAAAAUAUAUUUUUAUGAUUUUUAAAUAUUUUUUACCAUUUUUAAAUAUUUUUUUUAUUUAUUUUUAUAUUAUUAUCUAUGUCUGUAUUUUAGUUAUUUUCUUAUAUUUUAUUUUUUCUUCCAAAUAAAAUUGGUAAAAAAAAGAAUAUGAAAAAAUUAAUAUUUCCUAAAAAGUAGCGUUCUUCUGCUGUGCUAGCAAUAAAUAGUGCAUAAAAAUCUACUAGAAACGUAGCAAAAAUCCAAAAAAAUAUAAACGUAUUUAAUUAUUAAAUCUAUACUUACAUAUAUACUAUAUCUUCUUUAUUAUAUAAGCAUAUAAAGCAAACUCCAAAAAUACAUAUAUAUAUAUAUGUUGGGGAAAUUAAAAAAAAAACCAAAGUAAAUUGAAUAUAAAAAAGUAUUUAAUAUGGUUCGGAUAAAAUAAAUGUGCGUUGGACUUACUACUGAAAGGAGAAAAUGCAAGCUUGCUCACUUACUAUAUCUUACUUUAGCCAAAUAUGUUACCAUCUUAUUGAAGAUGCUAUAUAAUAUAACCAAAAAUACAUAAAUAUAACCAAAUAUUAUCUAUAUUAUCUAUAUCAAGUAUAUCUUACUCAAUUGUUGGGGUGUGUCCCCCCCAAAAGUUAUUAACAUAUAUGAAAAUCACUGACUAAUAAUGAACAAUUUUUCUUGCAACCAACAACUUAGCCAAUGCGAACACUGAGAAUAAGUCUAGAAUUAAGGGGAACAAUAUAUAUUAUACGUAUUAAUCAAAAUAUUUAUGCUUGCUAUGAUUAUAACCAAAUAUAAAUAAAUUAUAUAUAUAUAUAUAUAUGUAAAUUAAAAUAUAUAAGAAUAGUCUGCAUGCUGCAUACAUAUGUGCGCUAGGCAGAGUUGUAGAUCGUACGAGUUAUAUUUACAUAAAUUCAUAAACGAACAUAAAAACUUAUAAAAAAAAAGAUAAAAUGUGUAAUGAAAAUGUUGGAAUUGUGGAUGGAAAACUCGGAAGUUAAGCUUAUAGGUACAUAGUUAAAGAAAGCUAAAGGAGAAGAAGAGCGAGUAAUAAAAUAUUAAAAUAAUGCUUAAAUAUUUAAAAACCAAAGCAAAAAAUACAA
This is a messenger RNA of Bactrocera oleae (olive fruit fly), 6311 nucleotides long. Lineage: Eukaryota; Metazoa; Arthropoda; Insecta; Diptera; Tephritidae. The record is from RefSeq and is a predicted model, not a curated record.